Molecule: messenger RNA, 676 nt
Organism: Aphis gossypii (cotton aphid)
Lineage: Eukaryota; Metazoa; Arthropoda; Insecta; Hemiptera; Aphididae
Exons: 2
Coding region: 85-510 (141 amino acids)
Source: RefSeq, a predicted model, not a curated record
UGUAAUAUAUAAUCUUAGUUUUUUCUUAUAUAGUUAUUCUGUUUAUAAUUUUUUUCUAUUCAACUAUACAUCAUAAAAUAAACCAUGUACUAUGGUACGUUAUUAAUCUUGUGGAACUUUUCAAAUACACUAGCAACUCCAAUAUUGGGCUUAAAUAAUGAAAAUAAAUAUUAUAAUCCAAAUCACCAAUAUAAUAUAUCAUGGGACUAUGAUCAGCUAAAUAAACCAGUUAUGACGUUACAAAAUUUAUAUGAUUUCAAGAUGACGUCCAUGUGGGCUUUUUUAAUAGGCAUGUUGGCGGCAUUUGGAUUUAUAUUUAUUUUUUGGAUUAUAAUCUACAAAGGAAUGUCUACAAAUAAUGAAGACAAAUUAAAACCACAAAAGUCCGCGAAAAAAUGUUCUUGCUUUAACUGUUUCAAGGGAAAACCACUAGGAUUAAAAAAAUGCCCAGCCCAACGACAUAAAUAUCCAUUAUUUUCCUAUAAACGAUCACCCAAAUUUAUAACGUAAAAUUUAAUAUAACUUUAAAAUAUUAUACUUUAUUGAGUUUAAUAUUUUUCUGUAUGACCCUAAACUAUAAGUUACGUUGUGACUCGUGUAAUAAAAAAUAAAUGUGUUAUUGAAAAAUAUAAUUUAUUUACAUUAAGUACUAAUAACAAAACUAUAGUUAAAAUAA